Schistosoma spindalis is the source of this 2851-nucleotide messenger RNA. The record is from the annotation of a GenBank genome assembly. NCBI's taxonomy places the organism in Eukaryota, Metazoa, Platyhelminthes, Trematoda, Strigeidida, Schistosomatidae.
AUGAAUACAGUAUUAUGUAUAUCAACAAAAUAUACAAAACAUAUAAAUCAUACUACAAAUGAUUUAAUAAAUAAUAAUAAUUAUUAUUAUUAUAAUAAUAAUCAAUAUCAUCAAUCAAUACAAUCAUUUAUUGAUCAUUUUAAACCACCAGAUGAAAAACGUCCAUGUCGUUAUCGUUUUUAUGAUGAUGUUGAAACAAGUACAUUAUUAGCUGAUUAUGUUAUUAUUGGUUUACCAAUACAAAUAUAUCGUCGUCAAUUUGGUCCAUUAUAUAAUAUUAGUUUAUUAGUAAAUAAUAUAUUAAAACAUAUCAAAUCUAGUCGAUUUCCUAUACGUGUUAAUCAUUUAUUAAGAAUAGGACAAUUUAGUAUAUUUCCUGAUCCUGGUCGUUGUUGGAUUAAUGUUCAUAAAAAUAAAAAAUAUAUAUUUUUUUUAAAUCAACCUGAUUGGUCUGGUUUUUCUAAAAUUACACAAUUACCUAUUGAAUAUACAAAUAAUGCAUAUCAUUCUAUUAUUAAUAUUAUGAAAUAUGGUGCUGAUCCCCUUCAAAUGCGUUCAUUGUAUCAUGAAGAUGUAUUAAAGGUUAAUGAAGGAAAUGAUUUAUUAUUAUCAUGUCGUGUACGUGGUCGACCUACACCAUUAAUUUCAUGGUAUAUUAAUCAAACAGAAAUCAAAUAUCCAUGGAGAUUAGAAACAGGACGUGGAAUAAUUCAAAAAUCACGAUACCUAUCAAAACUUCAAUUGAGUAAUGUACAUACAACUGACAAUGCUAAUUAUACAUGUUUAGCAGAGAAUUUAAAUGGUCAUAUACGUAAAUCAGUACAAGUGAUUGUUAAACCAGCAACUACUUCACCACCACCUACUACAACACCUCUUCCAACAACAACUGAAAUGACGACUACUUCUGUACAUCCUUGUCAUAAUUAUUGUCAUCGAGGACAUUGUUACAUAAUAGAUGGGAAACCAUAUUGCAGUUGUAUUUCCCAAUAUCGUGGAGUAAGAUGCGACCUUUUUACACUAGAAAAAGAAGAAAAUCAUUUGGAUCAAUUACCAAUUAAUGAAUCAAAAUUUGAUUCAUGCGAAUCAGGCUGUGAAUCAAAUCUUGCUCGUGUUCUAUUAUUUUCAACAAUCGGUAUACUACUUACAUUACUUUUCAUUUUUUUUCUAUGUUCAAUAUUUCAAAUUUGUUAUAAAAAGCGACAAUCAUCAAAUAGAACAUGUUCAUCAGUAUUGGUAAAAUCAACAGUAUCGAAACAAGAUAAUCCAGAUAAUAUUCCAUAUAAAUUUAAUCCAUAUUCAAUCAAUUUAUCAUUACCUAAACAGAAUUAUUCAAAACAAUCUAAAAUAUAUCUUAAUCCAUUAUUUGAUACAUAUAUAACUAAAGUAUAUUCAAUAAAUACCCAAACGAAUCCUACUGAUAUAAGUUCACAGAGUACAAUGAACGAUAUGUCAAAAUGUCAUUAUCAUCAUCAUCAUCAUCAGCAGCAGCAGCAGCAGCGGCGGCAGCAGCAGCAGCAGCAACAGGAGAAACAACAACAUCAGUAUCAUCAUAUUCUCUAUAAUCAACAUAAUUGUACCAAUUAUAUUGAUCCUUUAACAUAUAUAUCAUCAAUAUCAACUAUGAAUAAAAUAAAUUCAAAUAUUAGUAAUAUUACAAAUUUUCAUAAAAAUUUAUCAAUAUCAUCAAUUAUUGAUUUUGUUGAAAAUUCUUCAAUCUUAUCUAAUUAUUCUGAUCAUUUAUCACAAUCAAUAAAACAAUCAAUAAAUCAACAAGAUAAUUCUUAUAUAAAUACCAUUAAUCCUAUAGAAACUAUGAAAACUAGUUUAUCUCAUAAUAUACCAAUCAUAAGUGAAUUAAAUGAUGAUAAACAUAUUGAUUCUAGAAAUGAUCAAAUACAAUUCUCUAAUAAUACAAAUCAAUAUAAUUUAUCAUUAAUGGAUCAAUAUCAAUCAAAUUAUAUACCAUAUUCAAAUGUAGACUCAGAUAUUCAUCAUAUACCAUUAAUGACAAACUUACCCUAUGAUAAUAAUAAUAAUAAUAAUAAUAAUAGUAAUAAUAAUAAUAGUAAUAAUGUUAUAUUCAAUUUGAAUAAUACUAAUGAUAUUACAAAUAAUACAGACUACUUAUUACAUAACUCAUUAAUAUGGAGUAAUUCUAAUAAUAAUAAUAAUAAUAAUAAUAAUAAUAAUAAUAAUAAUAAUAAUAGUAAUAAUAAUAAUAAUGAUCAUCAUCAUCAUCACCAUCAUCAUCAUCAUGAUCAUAAGACAAUGAUGAAUACAUCAUCUAUUAAAUCUUUAUCAAAUAAGUCUUGUCAACAAUGUAUAAUACAUCAUCAUUGUCACCAUGGUUACCAAAUAAAUCAAUAUGACUAUUCUAAAAAUUCUCCAAUACAAUUAGAAUUUGAUUCAAUUAAAAAUAUUUCUGAUAAUUGUUAAUUUAAAAAGAAACUGUGUUUUUUUUCUGUUUUUUUUUUUCGAAGAAAAAAACAAACAAAAAACCCGUUUUUUUUCCAAGUUUUUCUCUCUUUUCUUUUUUCUUUUUGUUGUUGUUGUUGUUAUUAUUAUUCAUAUCUCUCUUAAGUAUUAAUGAUAACGAUGUGAAAUAUGUACAAUAAUGGAUAAUGUACGCACAGAAAAAUAUAAAUCAUUAAUAUCAAAUGGUCUAUAUCAUGGUGAAUAUUUAUUUAUUUUUUACAUAUCAAAUAAUAUAAAUAAAUGAACAAUAUCUUUCUUUCUUUCUUAUAUAAGAAAGUAUAAGAACAAUAAAAAAAUAAUCAAUGAUAGUUCAAUGAUUCUUAAUAUUUCUCCUCCCCUCCCCAAUUAUCACCAUCAUCAUCAUCACCACCACCAC